This is a messenger RNA of Hyaena hyaena (striped hyena), 6653 nucleotides long. RefSeq names its product RAB11 family interacting protein 1 (gene RAB11FIP1). The transcript has 6 exons. The coding region runs from base 72 to 3803 and encodes 1243 amino acids. Lineage: Eukaryota; Metazoa; Chordata; Mammalia; Carnivora; Hyaenidae. Gene Ontology annotation, molecular function: small GTPase binding. Gene Ontology annotation, cellular component: intracellular membrane-bounded organelle. The record is from RefSeq and is a predicted model, not a curated record. Gene Ontology annotation, biological process: regulated exocytosis.
GGGCCGGCGGCAGGGGCCGCACGGCGCGGCGAUCUUCUCCUCGCUUCUGAGCCGCCCGCGGCCCAGUCACCAUGUCGCUGGCGGCCUCGGCUGGCCGGGGCCUGGGGGCCGUGUGGUCCCCAACGCACGUGCAGGUGACGGUGCUGCAGGCGCGGGGCCUGCGGGCCAAGGGCCCCGGGGGCACGAGCGAUGCGUACGCGGUGAUCCAGGUGGGCAAGGAGAAGUACGCCACCUCGGUGUCGGAGCGCAGCCUGGGCGCGCCAGUGUGGCGGGAGGAGGCCACCUUCGAGCUGCCGCCGCUGCUGUCUGCCGGGGCCGCGCCCGCGGCCGCCGCCACCCUGCAGCUCACCGUGCUGCACCGUGCGCUGCUCGGCCUCGACAAGUUCCUGGGCCGGGCCGAGGUGGACCUGCGGGAGCUGCACCGGGACCAGGGCCGCAGGAAGACCCAGUGGUAUACCUUGAAAUCCAAACCAGGAAAGAAGGAUAAAGAGCGAGGCGAAAUUGAGGUCGACAUCCAGUUUAUGAGGAACAACAUGACCGCCAGCAUGUUUGACCUUUCCAUGAAAGACAAGUCUCGGAAUCCAUUUGGGAAACUGAAGGACAAGAUCAAGGGGAAGCAUAAAGAUAGCGCGUCCGAUACCGCGUCAGCCAUCAUUCCCAGCGUCACACCCUCUGGCGACAGUGAUGAUGAGUCUACUUCAAAAGACAAGAAAAAGAAGUCGAAGAUCAAGACCUUGUUUUCCAAGUCAAAUUUGCAGAAAACACCACUUUCCCAGUCCAUGUCUGUCUUGCCUACUUCAAAGUCAGACAAAGUGAUGCUUCAUCCUGGAGGCUUUCAGUCCCGGUGGGAGGAUGAGGAAAAUGAGGAUGAGUCCUCCUCUGCCUCGGAUGUCCUGUCUCCCAAGAGAACAGAGGGUGCACACCCUAAGCAACUGAACCAGAUCAAUUUCAACCUUCCCAAGAAGGAAGGACUCCCCUUUCUUGGUGGCCUCCGGUCUAAGAAUGACUUCCUUUCUCGCUCUAAUGUCUGUAUCAACGGGAACCAUGUUUACAUGGAGCAGCCAGAAGCCAAGAGCGAGACCAAGGACAGCACCCCUACCUCUUCCCCGUCCCCCCAGGGCUUCAGGAAGAAGCAUUUGUUCUCCUCCACCGAAAACCUGGCCACUCGGUCCUGGAAGGAGCCCGGGGAAAGUGGGCCAGUGUCUUCUGACAAACGGUCCUCUGAGUCUUCCACAAAAGACUCUCUGAAAUCUAUGUCUCUGCCAUCCUACCGGCCACAGGUCAGUGGGGAUAUUCAGGAGAACACGGCUCCAGUGAACUUGGAGGCAGCAAAAGAAACCAAGGAGAGCAAGAAGCAGGAGAACAAGAAGUCCUCGUUGCUGUCUCUGGUGACAGGAAAGAAGGACGUGGCUAAGGGCAGUGAUGGCGGAAGCCCCCCUGCCAUCCCAGGGAAGGAGAAGGAAGGCACGCUUAUGGAAGUCACACCCAGGGAGGACCAGUCGGGGCCUGACGAAGACCCAGCGAGACGAGCGGAGAAGGAUUCCGUGGCUGUUGCCUCCGGACGGGGCAAAUCCCUGAAUCCCUUUGAGGAGGUGCAGAUCGCAGAACCGGAAGCUGACCGAGAGCCCAAGUCUGAACCCGCACCACCUGCUUCCUCUGCAAGAGCUCCACAGACCAAAGCUGUCAAGCCUCGACUGGAAGUGUCUCCAGAGGUUCAACCCACAGCCAGGCUUCCUUCUGCCCCUGACUCUUCUCUCUUUCCUUCUGCUCUUCUUUUCAGUUCUGGCCACACACCCGUCCCUUCUAAAUCGGGGCAUGGCUCAGAGACACUGUCCUCUGAAUCUCCUUCUGGCUUCUUCUCUUUCUCAUCUCCCAUAGUGGCUCCCAUUUCCACCUCCACGCCAGUGGAAAACUGGCCUUCCACAGCCAAGGGCCAGGCUGGUCCUGAAGAACCGUCCUUGCUCCUUAAAGCGGAAUUGCAAACGGAGAGUGUAACCCAGGUUCCGAAGACUGUUUCCUGUGCCUCGGGGUCGCUUUCCCAACAGCUGCCCACUCCAGGGAGAAAAGGGACGGAAGAUUCUCCAACGAGGAAGACCGGUGAGGUGGAGCCCCGAGACGUUCUGAGGUUGUCCCCCUCAGCACAGGCCUCCGUCUCUUCAUCUCAAGAGACCCAAGAAGUGACAUUCGCCCUUUCAGCCGCAGGUGGCAGGACCGAAAGCCCCACUGGGAAGCCUCCGAUGAGGGAAGACGCAGAUGUAGCAAGUCCGUCUGGGUCUUGUGGGGAGAACAGAGUCGAGGACAGCAGAACGUCCCCUCUUCAGGUGGGAGAAUCGGUCCCCACUCUUGGCUCCGCAGCUCAGACACAUGAGGGCCGAAAGAAAGUCAAGAAGCGGGUGUCAUUUUCUGAGCAGCUCUUGACAGAAGAGGACUUAGAGAAGUCCCCUGGGUCACUGGGAGGGGAUGAAGGGAGCCCCCAGGAGCCGCCACGGGAAGGAGCCACUGCCGGGGCCAGGUCAGACGAGGGGUCAGAUGGGGAACCUGCUGGGCCUGUCCACACAGAGGGUGCCCAAAGGGGAGCGGCCAGUCGGGGCAAGCCAGUCUCCACGGCAGACUCGCCUCCCCGCCCCUGCGGGGAGACUUUCUCAGAAGGCCCCACGGGUGAAGCAGGCUCGGGGGAAGGCACCCCCCUCUGUGGGAUCGAGGGGGACCAUAUGCUCAUGGCUGAGAAUCAGAGCAAAGCCAGUGACCAUGAAGGUUUGUUGUCCGAGCCCCUGGGCAGCCUUCACCCUCCCCCAGGUGUUAGCUCUCCAGUCCUGGCUGACCUGGGCUUAAGCCUUCCCUCCAUUCCCGAAGUGGCAUCGGAUGACGAAAGAGUGGAUCAGAUUGAAGAUGACGGAGAUGGAGAGACUGCACAGGCGGCAGCCCCGGCAGCCGGGCCUUCUCCCUUGAGCACAUCACCUGCUCCUCCUGAGUUGGAAAGGAGGCAGAGGGGCGAGGCGGAUGGGUGGGGGGCGCCCGCAGAGAGCCCGCAUGACCCCAGGGCCAAGGCGCCCAAGGCGCCUGCUACCGCCGCUUCUUGGGAGCCAACCACAGCUUUGGGGAUUCGUAAACUGGAUCUUGGCAAGAGCUCACGCUCGGAUAGACAGCAGCCUGGUCCUGGCGGUGGUGAGAAGGAAGAGCUGCUGGGAAAUGGGAGGCCGAGCCAGCCUCCUGAAACGGCCCCGGAUCCUCCUGGAUCCAGCCCCCCCUUUUCUGAGACCUUUCCUGCUACGCACUCUCUCCCUAGCUACCCACAUGCUGACACUCACUACACCAGUACAGCAGAAUCUCAAAAAAAAGCAACAGCAGAGGGCUCCGCUGGUAAAGUGGAAAAUUCUGGCAAGAGGAAGCCGCUUCUUCAGGCCUGGGUGUCACCCUCAGAGACACAUCCAGUCUCCGCUCAGCCGAGCGCAGGAACGGGGUCAGCCAAGCACAGACUUCAUCCCGUGAAGCCAAUGAACGCAGCAGCCCCCAAGAUUGCUAAUUCCAGCUUGGGCACUGCCACCAUCAUCAGUGAGAACUUGAUCAACGAAGCCAUGAUGAAGAAAUACAAGCCGUCGGACCCGGCCUUUGCUUACGCACAGCUAACCCAUGAUGAGCUGAUCCAGCUGGUCCUCAAACAGAAGGAGACGAUAAGCAAGAAGGAGUUUCAGGUCCGCGAGCUGGAAGACUACAUUGACAACCUGCUGGUCAGGGUCAUGGAAGAAACCCCUAACAUCCUCCGAAUCCCGGCACAGGUGGGCAAGAAGGCGGGAAAGAUGUGAAUCAGCCGACGGCACCGAGACUUCUUUGGGAGUGUGUUUCCACCCGCUCCCGAGGUCAAGGACUCGGAUGCCUGAUAACCGGCCCUCAGGCUCGAAAUCACCAUCUGUCUCCCUCGCGUGUUAUCUGGCAAGAGUCCGUUCUACCAGUUGAAACCAGGUUAAUGAUUACAAUGGAUCUUUUACUGUACAUUCCCAGGGCUUUAAUUUUAAAUGCCACCGUGCCUUUGACUAUACUGUAAAUAUUUUACACUCUGAUUGGAGACAUGGUCGUAAGAUCUCCUGGCCCAGAGAUUCACGUGGCACAGGGUAUAUUCAUGUAUUUAACAUUGGGACGGUUUUCUUUCUUCGAUACUGAAAUCUGAAAAUACAUACCCCCCCCCCCCCCCCCGAGUCGGUAAAGUGUGGGGUGAAAGAAGAAGGACCCUGUGGUUGGUGUUGUGUUACACACACUUGCUUGGCUUUUGAGUAGCUCAGGGUGGCUUUUUGGCACUAGAUUUUGGUAUCUUCCAGGCUGCUUCGACUGGGUCUUGUUGAUUUGACUGGAGCAGGGGAGUUUAGUGCCUUGUAGAUUUUGGACAAGCUGCUUUUUCUAAACAUCAGCUACCACUACUCUCUCGCCUUAAAAUGUCCUCCUUAUCAAUCCGUAGGGCCUAUCCGUAGAGACAUGAGAAGCAGAAUAGGGAAUUAGAGAGUCACUUUGCACUCGCCUAAUGGGGUUGGUCAAAGUCUCAUGAUAGCCGGGUUCCUGCCGGCUGCAGUGGCCUAGUCAGUGCCUUGAUAAGGGCUCGAAUGACCCAUGCACUUGCUAAAGUGGUUCCGCCACAUACGGAAUGAUUUUAGUGGGGUUCAUUUGGCCUCUGCUUUUUCCACUGAUCUCCUUGGCGACACUUCCUGGCAUAUUUCCCCCGCCUUAUUAUACAAUUAUGAAGAGCAAGAAGGUAACACUUAGUUUGGGUUUGCUGUAUUUUUAAAUCUAGGAGAAUACCCAUAUAUUUUUUAAACUGGGACAUGUCUUCACUAAUAGCACCCAGUUCCAGUCCUUCAGGUAGUUUCAUUGGUUCGGAACCAAAUACUGGAAUUAGAAUAUUUCUGUGUUGGUCGGUUUUCUCUAGUGGUUGUGACAAGAUCUUAGCAAAUCUUGACCUCUCUCCUGGGGGAAGAAUGCCGCCGGCUAGCGCGGUGGGCGGGGCUGAAGGAUCGGGUCGGUAUUGCUUCUCUGUCUGUCCUUAUUCUAUGGUGGUUAAGAGGCAUCGUGAUUUUGGCAGCAGAACCUGUUUUCAGGAUCGUGUUUGCUGCAACGUCAGUUAUAUCGGAGCACUUUAAUCUGAAGGAUGAUACUGUAACGUGAUUUCUCAAAUUAGCUUUUAAUGAUCGUUAGCUAUUUUAUUUAAUACUCUCUCACAAUCGUGGGGACCACUGUAAGCCUCUCAGAUGCCUUGUAUUUUUGUAGUGCUAUGAAAGUUAUUUACGUACCGAUAAAAAGAACCAUAUAUUCCACUUGAACUCUGAAAAUGUAUAUAUUUGUUCUGCAAUAUAUUUUUUACUUAUAAAUGUAUUUUGACUGUGAUAACCCAAGUGUACUGGGGCAGGUGUGGCCUGAAUGAUUCCUCCUUGGAAGGGCUGGUGUGGAGACCUGUGUUGUUCACAAGAGGUCUGGAGAUCGUCUGCUGCUAGGACCUUGGGUACAUAACUAACUAGGUCAGUGUUUGAGAGGGACGUUUGGGUGGAGGGGUGAAUCCCUAUGCUCUGAAAUACCACUUGGGAAUGCUGGAGAAUGAAGGACAACUUACUUCAGGGGUGUCUGGCUUUGACCACUGCUGGGAAAAAACCUCAAUUCAUAGCAUUCCUGCACCUCUCAAAGUAGAUCUCCUGGAGGUCAUUAGUUAAUGACUGUCCUCAAGGACCCUACUUUGGGGGAGAAUUUAUCUGGGAAGAAUUUUAGUCUGCUCUGAGCCAUUAGCAGGGGUCGAUGAAUCGGAGCAUUGAUGCCGCUCUGACUGGCUCGGGUCGGGGGGCACACACCCAUGCACACAAAGAGACUUGGGACCCGCCUCUGGCUGCUGUAAACACUCACCCCAUGGAAGGAGCUGGGAGAAAGCUGUGUUCUGGAGCAGCCCUCCUCCUCCUGGCCUUGCCCGGCUGCCUCCAGAAAGAACAGUCAGGACUUCAGGGAAGCAUCCGACCAAAUACCAAACACCUUGCAGUGAACUUCAGUUAGAGGUCAGACUCCUGAAAAAAUGUCAGUCCUUUGCCCGACUACUUGCUCUCAUCUCACUGCUCGGACCUUGACAGGUUUCGUGGCCUCUGUUUUACUCUCCUGUGUGUUAACCACCUCAGGGUAGGAGAAUGGAGGGGCAAGAAAGUCCACCCUUUGCCGCUCCUGAGGGGGAGGUGUGUGCACGGAUGGGGUGUACGUGUGCGGUUUCCGGCUUUGCUAACAGCGGGCGCUCAAAAGGGCAGAGAGGAGGGGAGAUCCACAACACUCAGCCCCUUGCUGUGUUGAAGGCCAGAGGCAACCUAACAUUAAAUUAGGCAGGACCUUCCCUCCCUGGGUCCUUUUCCCCGCUUGACCUUUUUAUUUUCUUUCUGAGAACUACUAAUUAAUGAUCCCUCAAGGCUGAAAGAUUAACUGCCUUAGGUGGAGAACUUAACCUCCUGCUUUCUCAGGAUCUACUAUGUGAGCUACUAAUUUUGACCUCUUCCUCCCCCUGAUUGAAGGAUGGCGCCGCAUUUUUGGAUUAUAAACCUGUUUCCUGCCAUUACUUCAGGAGUUUUUAAUUUCUCUGGUUUUGUUUUUAAGAAGUAACCUAAAAUUUCUACAACACUAAAUAAAAUGUACUACCUUCCAAA